Molecule: messenger RNA, 1431 nt
Organism: Symbiodinium sp. CCMP2456
Lineage: Eukaryota; Dinophyceae; Suessiales; Symbiodiniaceae
Source: the annotation of a GenBank genome assembly
AUGCAGUGGCAGCUGCAAGAGGCGGACCUUCGACGGACCUGGGGCGUGGAUCCAGAUCUACGACCCUGGACAUGCAUGCCAGGUGUGCGUCUACGGGGCUUUGGCAUCCCUGACACUACCCGUGCACGGGCACUCAUGGACCUUGCCGCCAUCGAUCACCUCGGGCCGAAGUGUGCUGCAGGUCUCGUGCAAGAAGCCAAGCAGUGCGGUUGCUGGAGCAAGAUCAAGCAGGCCUUGGCCGAUGUCUACGUGGAUCUGUCGCAAAAUCCAUAUCGCAAGCCCUGGACAAACAGUAAGACAGUGAGCCGCUGCAUGACAACCAGCAGCUGCAUCUACUCGUUUGCGGAGCAACGAGUGGUGAAGGAAUGUGCUUGCUUGGACAAAGCAGGCACGGCACCUCUGGUGCCCGUCUGCUUUGAAUGUGGGGACAUUGCCUUGCAGAUCCGCCCCGAGGCGACGCUACAGAAGGUGUAUGCCUGGUACACAAAUACGGCAGGUGCACGCAUGCAGGACAGAGACUUCAAGACUGAUUUUGACAAGGCCAAAGCCAACUAUCAGCAAUCAGCCGAGGGAUAUGUGUGCGACCCAGCCUCGCUAGUAUGUGAGGACGUGUCCUACGGAUACAACAUUUUCGAGGAGAAGGGCCUCCUCACGGCCCAGGAGUUCUACGAUCUUGAGCACAUGCUCCCUUCGGAGGCGGGGUUGGAGCCAACGAUGGUUCCUUGGCCCAACCCACGGCAUUCCCAAGAGAUGUUCCUCGUGGACUUGAAGGGCUUGCCGCUAGACGUGAUCCUUGGCAUGAGGAGGGUGCACAUCUACAUGGAUUCCGCGGCGAAGCAGCAGGAAAUCAUGUUGCGCCCUGAGCGCCAGUUGUUGCCUCGCCAGGCGGCAGCUACUUUCAAGCACUACGUGUCGGAGCACUUCCAGGAGCGUCCCCAAGGCCUAGAAGACGCAGACAAGCAGGAACCCCUUAAGGAUGGCGAUGAGGACGGCGAGGAUGAUGAGGAAAAGGCGGGUUCAGAAGAGGAGAAGUUGGAGACGAAAACUUUGGGGCCUCGCAAAAGUGCUAAGGUGUCGGAGCGUGAGGAGCAGGCUGCUAAGCAGAAAGCCGCGAAAUCUUUGAAGGCACAGGCAAAGAAGGCUGCGGCAGCAAAAACCAAGCAGUCGCAGCAGGUAGGUGGUGACGUGGACGUCAAGUCUGUGUGCAGCAGGGCAUCCAAGGAUAAAGACAGAGGCCUCUCCCUGAUUGACCCAGAGCUGCAAGAUUUGGCGGAAGUCCAUCUCAACUCCGGGAAAGGCUCGUCAAUCAAGUGCCUCCAGGUACUGCGACCGGACAUUUUCUUGCUCGGACCGGAAGCAUCUGGCAUUGUGGACCUCUCCACCAAGACACUGUCCACGUCACUCACGGGAGCCGCGAGCUUAGUCACUUAG